This is a messenger RNA of Cyphomyrmex costatus, 2308 nucleotides long. Its product is annotated as sodium/potassium-transporting ATPase subunit beta-2. Gene Ontology annotation, biological process: sodium ion export across plasma membrane; intracellular sodium ion homeostasis; potassium ion import across plasma membrane. Gene Ontology annotation, molecular function: ATPase activator activity. The transcript is spliced from 5 exons. The coding region runs from base 314 to 1258 and encodes 314 amino acids. The record is from RefSeq and is a predicted model, not a curated record. Gene Ontology annotation, cellular component: sodium:potassium-exchanging ATPase complex. Lineage: Eukaryota; Metazoa; Arthropoda; Insecta; Hymenoptera; Formicidae.
CGGGCCAGCCUCGAUCGCUCAAUAUUCAACCCUCCGCCGGACGAGAGCGCCCGACAGCAGCGGCUCCUCCAGACGGGGGUACGAAUCGACCGUUCCUUCUUUUGCGCCCUCGCCCGCGGAGCUGUUCGAUCGCGCGGCCAACGUUCCGCCAGAGGAAGGAAGUCCUCGAGCCCUCGAGAGGGAUCAGCCAGCACGCGGGUGGCAGAGCGCGUUCUUCUCUCACACCUUCUUCUGUCGCCCGAACUUCCACCCUUUCUUCUCUCGCCCUCGAUUUUUUUUCACCCCGUCGUCGGGAGUCGCUGUAAAGAGCGGGAUGGAGGGCAAGAAAGUCGAGCAGUUUUAUUCACCGCCGCCGAAGCUUGGAAAAUGGGAAAGCUUCCGAGUCUUCCUCUGGAACUCCGAAACGGGACAGUUCCUGGGACGCACUGGCGCUAGUUGGGCUAAAAUUUUGCUGUUCUACGUAAUUUUCUAUGCCGUCCUAUCCGGCUUCUUCGGUGCGAUGCUUGCUGUGUUCUAUCAAACGUUGGAUCCGAACGCGCCGAAGUGGCAGCUAGAUAAUUCGCUGAUUGGCAGCAAUCCGGGUCUCGGUUUUAGGCCUAUGCCUCCUGAAAGCAAUGUUGAAAGUACUUUGAUCUGGUACAAGGCUAGCGACGAGGGUAACUAUCUUCACUGGACCAGAGAAUUGGACAAAUUCUUGGAAGAAUAUCAAAGGUCUCCUCCGGGUGCGAAUAGUUUUGACAGAAUAAAUUGCGAGUAUGGUAGACCAGCACCACCAGGCAAAGUCUGCGAUGUAGACAUGACGAAUUGGGGACAAUGCACGAAGAAUAAUAAAUAUGGUUAUAGCAGAUCAGCACCUUGCAUCUUCUUGAAACUGAAUAAGAUUUUUGGAUGGGAACCGAAAUUUUAUAACAAUACUAAAAAUUUACCGGCUUUGAUGCCAGCGGAUCUUAAGGAGCAUAUCAGACAAGAAGAAAAAUCCAAUAGACUGGAUACUGUUUGGGUAUCUUGCGCUGGUGAAAACCCUGCCGACGUAGAAAAUAUGGGUGCAAUUCAAUACAUACCACGUCGAGGUUUUCCUGGCUACUACUUCCCAUUUAAGAAUACCCAAGGAUAUUUGAGCCCUCUUGUAGCUGUGUUCUUUGAAAAGCCCAAGUACGGCGUACUUAUUAAUAUCGAAUGUAAGGCAUGGGCGCACAACAUCAUCCACGACAGAUUUGAGAGACGUGGCUCGGUGCACUUCGAAUUGAUGGUGGACUAAGCCCGGUCAAUCGCCAGAUCAUUAUCGCUACUAACCGCGUCCAAGUAGGAAGCCGCAAGAGAAUAGAACAGAAAGAAGACAUUUCUUUUUUAACCUGCCUCGUUGGCCGACCGCGAUCACACCCUGUACCAUCCGGUUUUCUCUCUGCCCGACGAUACCGUUCCGGAUUAGCCUUACUUCUUCUCACUAUCAUCAUUUCAUCACCUCAUCGUCUUCGUCGUACUUACAACGAUUGUAAACGUUAUCCAUCUAUCAUGUCAAUUGCCAAGAGAAGGAUAAAAAAGGGAAAAAAGGAAAACGGGAAGACGAAAGAGAUAAAGAGAAAGGAAAAAGAAAAAAUGAACAAAAGGGAAUAGCAACAUAAACGAGAAAAUAAACUCAACGAAGCAAUCAACUACACUCGAGAUGCACAAAACCAAACGGGAAGGAAGAAAGGUGAAAUGAACAAUCCCGCACAAAAGCCGGGCGGUAUCUUCUCUUAUUUCUGCCAGGGUUGUGUUACGGGGAGUGAUCUCGACCAUCGACGGCUAGUCGAUCGUUCGCAAAACUUAAUUCGCGCGCGAGAGAGAAAGAGAGAUAGAGAGAGAGAGAGAGAGAGAGAGAGAGAGAGAGAGAGAGAGAGAGAGAGAGAGAGAGAGAAAGAGAAAGAGAGAAGUUUUCCCUUAGUUAAAAACCCACCGACCGUUCCAGUUAGAUAUCUUGAGCUUUGCGUCACACACAUUUCUUUUCACAAGGACAAGCUCAGCCGAUUGUCAUGGCACUGCGGAUGAUCGAUGACUUUAGUUCAGCCAUGUAGAUGUAUUACAUUAGUGUGUUUUGCCCAUCGCGUUAUGAUACAUCUUGGCAUGUUAGUAUAUUGAAAUUUUUGGGCAUUGGUAAGAGAAGUGGUACUUGGAAUUUUAAUAAAUGACAGUAGGUACAAAGGAAUACAAGUACGUGUUAGAUUUAGUUGGACUUGCUGUUAAGUAACAAUGAUAAACGUUACUUGUAACGUUAUUUAAAACUUUGAGUGACGUUAAUAAUGUGUCAAGAGAAAAUUAAUUAUAUUCG